Sinocyclocheilus anshuiensis is the source of this 1581-nucleotide messenger RNA. Its product is annotated as adhesion G-protein coupled receptor D1-like. NCBI's taxonomy places the organism in Eukaryota, Metazoa, Chordata, Actinopteri, Cypriniformes, Cyprinidae. The record is from RefSeq and is a predicted model, not a curated record. The transcript has 11 exons. The coding region runs from base 250 to 1581 and encodes 443 amino acids.
CGCAGCGCGCAACACACGGACUUUAAGACGAUGGAUGACAAACUCUGAAUUCAGCUACAAGUGAUCUUCAUGCCUGCUGGUCAUUUUGAACGUCAUAUUCUGACGCACUCAUAUUUUGUUCUUACAAAUAUACCUUAACAAUAUCUUUAUAUUGAUAUAAGCGCAAUGAUUUUGUUCGUUUACCAUUAACGGCGCAGUAUAUGUUUUAAGUUUGUAACUUUUUUAUUGCUAAAAACGCCUUUGAAAACAAUGGACUUAAAAUACUGUAAAGUACUACUUAUGACUCUCCUGACUGUUCGGGUUCGUAGUGACGUUGUAUCACCGUCAAAACAUCCAGGCCUGCAGGUGCUGGCCACAGCUUCACACUACUGGCCUCUGGAUUCAGUGGAAGGGAUCCACGGCCUCUCAGACCAGAUUGGGAACAGAACAGGUCAUGUUAAUGGGACUAAUAUAACUGUCAGAAUCCACAACCACACUGUCCUGACUACCCAUAAUUCUUCCUCUGUGUAUACCAAUGACUCUGCCUACACUAACAUUUCCGCCACUGUAGACAUUGUAGAAGGAAUGGUGAAUAAGGGUAUCUAUCUGAACGGUGAUAAUGGGGCCACUUUCCUUCACUUUGGCAACUAUAAAGACUCCUGCAUAAGUGAUCCUGCUUUGUGUGGACCUGCCGGGAUAACUUUCUCCUUCUUCUGGAAAAAUAAUGAAGUAGAUUCUCGUUUUGCGAUUGCAUCCGGAGGUAAAAUCAUCUCAAGCGGUUUCUCUGUCUACUCCAACCCUCAUGGCGGAUACGUGGAGUUCUACACGAGAGGAGACUCCAAGACAUGGAAAGCACAUAUUAAACUUCCAGGGCCCUACUGGACUCAUGUUCUCUUUACAUGGACCCAAACGGAGGGGUUAAAGGUCUACAUUAAUGGGACAUUCAGUGUCGGAGACCCCACAGGAAAUGUUUCUCUUAACUACGGCGAUCCCUAUGCUGACUUAGUCAUUGGCACAGGAAACACUGGGAAUUACAACCACUAUGCCACAGGGGCCUUCGAUGAGUUUGUGAUUUGGGAGAGGGCCUUGUCCCCUCAGGAUAUCUGGAUGUACUACAAAGCAGCCAUUGGUGAGAAUGUGAUGUCCACCUUCCCAACCGAAGCAUCCAUCAGUGUCACUGCUGCAGAUACUCAGUUAAAGAGAACCACAGAGAUGCCCCGACCUGCCUCCACAAACCUGACAGAGGAAGUUCAGAGACUUCAGGACCCCAUGCGGUUACAAACGCUAGACCUCCUUCAGUCAUUUAACCUUCCAAACAAGACUAUACCUCAGGAAACAGCCAACAAUCUUACACAGUCUCUACUGAAGAGCGUGGAUGAGGUCAUAACUGCCAGCGACUGGAGAGAAAACGAUGAGUGGAGUCCAGUGGUCAAUGGGCUGGUGGAAACGGUGGAUAAAGUGAUGGUGCAUAUGGCCUCCAAGCUUCGGUCCAGCCCAGACGCAGAGGCUCCUCUGGCCAUAGGGGGCAAGAGCUCUGUAGCGGGUCAGUACACACUCCAAAACACUUCUUCAAACUUCCAUUUCCAGAAUAUCAGUUCUUAG